AACAUUUUACCUGUGUGUGGGAAUUCAAUAUCCAGUUAGCAGUCCCGUAAACAUUUAACUGUUAGUGGAUUUACAUGUGUUCUUAAAAAAUGAAUUAAAUUCCUGAAUUCAAAAUGGAAAUAAAUAUUUAGUAUUAUAAAGGCGGAAAGAAAUGCCAGAUGAAGCUGUCAAAGUGGCCGUCAGGGUCCGUCCCUUUAAUCAAAGGGAGAAGGACCGGACGUCGAAGCUUAUCAUUAAGAUGCAGGACCAGAUGACAACAAUAGCCAACCCUGAAACUCCAAAUGAAGAACCAAAAAAGUUUUCCUUUGAUUACUCAUACUGGUCCCACGAUGGCUUUACAGAAGAUUCUGAUGGUAUACUUGUUGAUAAACCUGGUUCUAAGUAUGCUAGUCAACGUCGUGUGUUUGAAGAUCUGGGACAAGGAGUAUUAGACAAUGCUUUUGAAGGUUACAACUGUUCAUUGUUUGCCUAUGGACAGACUGGUUCAGGGAAGUCUUACUCCAUGGUGGGAUAUGGACCUAACAGAGGAAUUGUACCAAUCACUUGUGAUGAAUUAUUUCAAACAGUAGAAAACAACAGUGAUACUAAUAGGAGAUUUGAAGUAACAUUUUCUAUGUUAGAAAUAUAUAAUGAACAAGUUAGAGAUCUCCUGUCAAAGGAUAACCCCAAAGGUGGCCUCCAAGUCAGACAGAAUCCCAAACUCGGAUAUUUUUAUGUAGAAAAUUUAAAAAAAGUCCCUGUGGGGAGUUACAAGGAAAUUGAAAAAAGAAUGGAACAAGGCACUGCCAGUAGGACUGUGGCAUCAACCAAUAUGAAUGCCACCAGCAGUAGAGCCCACACUGUAGUAACAAUAACCUUUGACCAGAUCAUCAAAGAUUCAGAUUCAGGAUCAGAAACAAAGAAAAGCAGUGUGAUGAACCUCGUUGAUUUAGCAGGAUCUGAGAGAGCUGACAGUACUGGUGCUGUGGGAGACAGACUGAAGGAGGGUGCUAAUAUCAACAAAUCACUUUCAGCACUGGGAAAUGUUAUUUCUGCUUUAGCAGACUUAUCAAUGGGGACAAAGAAGAAAAUAGUAGUUCCUUAUAGAGACUCAGUAUUAACCAAACUUUUACAGAAUGCCUUAGGUGGUAAUAGUAAAACCAUAAUGAUUGCUGCAUUAUCACCUGCUGAUAUUAAUUAUGAUGAAACACUUUCUACGUUACGAUAUGCUGACAGAGCCAAAAAGAUUAAAAACAAAGCUGUUAUAAAUGAAAAUCCAAUGGAUAAACUCAUCAGGGAACUUAAGGAAGAAAAUGAGAGAUUGAAAAAGUCUAUGGAUGGUGGUGGACUUAUUGGACAUGAUAUGGGAAUGACACCUGAGGAAGUUGAAAAAAUGAGAAAACAAAUGGAAGAAGAAAUCCGGGCACAGUUAUUUGCUAACCAGGAAAUGUUGGCACAGAAUACACAGAGCUGGGAAGAACAGUUAGCAGCUGCAAGAACAGAGACAGAGAAUAUCACAGACAAUACAGCUGCUAGGAAGGCUAAGGAACCUCAUCUGAUCAAUCUAAACGAGGAUCCUAUGUUAUCUGGAGUCAUAUGUCAUUUUCUGUCUCAGAAAGAGACUACAGUCGGAAGAAAAGAUGCUAAACCUGUACCUAGUAUAUGUCUCAGUGGAUUAAGUAUUCAAAAGCAGCAUUCUGUGAUAUAUAACAGUAACGGAACUGUAGAAGUAGAAUCGGUGGCUGGUACAGGCUCAAAAACAAAGGUCAAUGGUAUACCACUACAGGGCAAAAAGGUUUUAUGUCAUAAAGACAGAGUUCUGUUUGGUUCUAAUCAUAUGUAUGUGUUCAUCAAUCCAAUGAAGAAGAGUGAAGCUGGAGAUGAUCUGCCAGCAGAAAUCACUUGGGAAUUCGCUCAGAAGGAAAUUGCUCAGGUUAAAGGUUUUGCUACUGGUUCAGCUGGACUGACCAAAGAUCAGCAAAUUGCCCAAGAACAAGUAUUAGAAAUUCUACCUAUGGUAUCAGAAGUAAAUGCUGUGUCAGAGGAAUUAGAUAAACAUAAAUCAUUUGAAGUGGUGUUGAUCGCCACAGCAGCGACUGAUGGAUCAGAUCUAUCUAACAACCAAGGCACAAAGAAUGCAGAUCAAAAUGUCAGAGUGAUGGUGAAAAUGAAGAAUUUAUUGAAUGGUAACACAUGGUUAUGGGAACGUGGUAAAUUUAUGAACAGAAGAUAUUUAAUACAGGAAUUAUAUCAGCGUUUCUUAGAUGGAGAAGAUGUAUCUAAAGUACCCAAAGAAGAGGAUCCAUUCUGGGAGCCAACAGAAGACGUACUGAUAGGAACCGCUAAUGUAUUCUUACAAUCACUUUGUUAUGCUUUAGAUUUUGACGAUAAAGUGUUGAUAACAGACUAUAAAGGUCAAGAAGAAGGUUAUUUAUAUGUUCAUGUGACCCCCUGUGCAGCCAAUGGGAAGCCGUUAGAUGAAGAAUCAUUUGUAGAAGAUCCAAAAGAUCUCCUCAGUAAACCGUACAAUUUUAAGGUGACAGUUAACAAAGCAGAGAUCAAUAAAGUUCGGUUUUCUAAAGGAAUCAAUGUAAAAUAUUCUGUCAAAGUGGAAAGCAAGGGAGACAGUGUAGAGACACCAACAAUUAAAAAUACAUUAACACCAGAGUUCAAACAUUUCAAAGUCAUUCAGAUAUCUAAGUUAAAGAAGAAACAUUUAGAAUUUUUUGAGAGUAAAUCAAUAUGUUUUCAUGUUUAUGGGACACAAGAGGACACAGUUCCUGACCCCAAACUUCUCAAGCUCACCACCAGGGACCUGAAUCAUAUACAUAAGGAAAAUCCUUCCCAGUUAAAAUAUGAGGAAAUGAGACAAUUGGAAUUACGACAGAUGGACUCGAUGGAGCAUGGUAAUCCACAGAACUCUGUACGUAGGAAUACUAUAUUUAGUGCGGAGACCAUGUCUGAUCAGUCUCAUCUGAAAACGGAAGUGGUACUUCUACAACGGAAAUAUGAGCGACUUCAACAGAAAGAAAGAAGAAUGCAGCAAAUAUGUGAAGACUGGAAAAACAAGCCAGAGGAAGAGAAACAAUUUGAGCCAUUUUACCGAUCUGUAUCAGCAGUAGCAUAUAGUACUGGUACCAGACUUAGAACCAGAGUACAGCUUCUGAACUCGGUUCUACGCUUACAACAAUCAUCGAAAGACAAAAUAUCUAAUCAUCCAAAUAUGUUACAUUCAUCAAAAACUAGUCCACAGCUGCAACAACUGGAGAAAUUAUCGAGACAGACUACUGAUUUAUCACAUUUAGUUUUGCAGGGUCAAAAAUUUGUGCGAGAUGUGCAAAAUGGAGGAAAGAAACAUAACUCUCACAAUGAAGAUGAUCUAGUCAGCUUGUAUAUAUUUGGCGAGGAUGAGCCAGUUUUAGCAGCUGAGGCUGAUAAAAAUAAUGGCGUUGUUUCUUAUCAUAUGGUUGCUAAUCACCACUACAAGGAUUUACCCCUUUCUAAUGGACAUCAGAAUCAUCAACCGGAUUCUGAUCCGUACGGUGAUGCUGAUUCCUUGGCCUCUGUUGACCUUGCACCAUUCAUGGGGUUAAAUAAAUCUGCUCUAAACAAAGGAAGAAAUGAUAAUCACAGACGAUACAAAUCCUCAGAGAGUGUUAGCACCAAUGGAAAUAAGGGAAAACAGAAAAGAAGGAUCAAUUCUGCAGAUGGAAAACCAAAGGACGGAAGUUCUGCAUGUACUUUACAAUAACUGUUGAUCUUUACAAUGGCAACUUAAGAUCAAGAAAAUAAUUCUCAUUUUCUGAUUAGAAAAAAACUAUUUGCUGAAAAAGACUUUAUAUGAUGUUGAGUUAUAAAUAGUUGCAUGCAUGUAUUACAAUUCAUACUUAUAGACCAGAUAAUGAUUUAAAUUUUAUAUAUUUUAUUUAUUAUUUUUUUAAAUUUUUUUUUUAAUUUUCUGUGGUAGAGGGAAGCUUUAUAACUGUUCCUCCAAUUAUCUUAAUUCUUACAAAAUAUGGCCAUUUGUACACAAUUUCAACAAAUUCCAAUUCUGAAUAAAAAGAGAUGAGGUUAUACCUAAUGACACUAAAAAACAAAAGACUUUAGAGGUAAGCCUACAGUCUUCAACAAACAGACAACAAAUGAGCUGUGUUGGAUAGAAAUCAUCCUUAUGCAAAUGAAUAUCAAUACAUCUGUUAACCAUUUUUCGUGUUGAAAAAUCUCUUUGCAAAGUCUGUAACUGUUUGAAAAUUGAGUUGAUAUAAGAACCCAACAAAACAGACCAAAAUUCAUCUUAUAUUUCGUAUUUGAAAGUUCCAAAAUCAGUCAAAGUCUUACACAUGUAUAUGUGAUUUCUAUCUGACACAGCUCAAAUGUUGAUUAAAUAUGUAAUUCUGAGUAAAAAUAUUCUGUAAUGUGAAAGACCAACUACCUAUAUGUAAUUCUAUUGUUCAAGUUUUCCUGGAAACUAACCUCUAGUAUUCUUCAAAUAUUAAUCCUAACUAAUGAUCUUUUGAUUUGAGGCUUUAUAGAUAUUUCUCCUCAUUCAUAAUAUAUCUUGAAUGUUCAGUUUAUGAAUCAACAUAACUAUACAAAAUUUCAUUUGUAGGAAGAUUCAGAUAAAACAGGACUUUCAAUUACAAAAAUAAUAUUUAUAUGUCUUGAAAAUUACUGAGUUUUCAAAAUAACACAAUGCUGCAAAUUUAAUAGGAUUUUAGUUGUAUAAACAACAAAUCAAGCAUUAUAUUCAGUUUGCAAUAUACUUAUUUUGUAAUCAAAAAUAAUCUCUUAAGGCUUGUUUAUGCUUUUGUAGUCUUUUGUUUCAAAAUCAAUAAAAAGUUACUUUUUAAAUUAAAAAAAAAAAUGAAGUCAAAUUUCCACCAAUUCUUACUUUCUAUGUAAAUAUAUUGUCAUUUUAGAACAGUAACUUAAAUAAAAAUCUCUGUAUCAAAGCUAGUUUUUUGUGACAUUAUUAUAUUUAAAACAUAUUUUGAGAAUAAAAUCUUGUCUUAGCCAUUAUUUCAAAAAAAAAAUGAAAAACAAUCUAUUUGUCAUUUAGUUAUUUGAUUUUUUAUUAAAUGAAGCAGAGAUACCAAUGACAAAACGUCAAUGGACUACCAAAACUUGAAACUAAACAAAAUAGUUUUGUAAGAAACAGAUAAAAAAAUUAUGUUAGUCAAUGAAGAGUGUUAGAAAGUCAAGUAACUGCAAAAGCAUAAAUAUGUGCCAUUGUAUAAUGUGUGCAAUGUUUUUUGUUUUUCUAUGUGGUGCUUUUUGCCCAUUUAAAUCAGAUAUUGUUUACUAAUAUUUACCUCCUUUUUUGCAAUUUGUAUUUGUUAUUGUUUCUUGCUUGUUUAAAUUUGUAUUAGAUCUCAUAAAUGUACACACACAAAUCACACACUUGAAAUAUUUGUUGUAGCUUUGUUUCACUUAUUUUGUUAUUGUAAAAAAGUGCAUGAAAAUUAUAUGCACUUUUUUUACAACCAUUGAGAAAAAAAAAAUGGUAAAAAAAUAUUAAAACAGUUAGAAGGUAUAGUUGUAGCCACACCACAAAGUAACACACUAGGAAAAAUUUGAUGUAUUCAUUGGAUAUUUGAUAUUUCAAAUAUAUUUUUUGAAAAUGUUUUAUACAUAUUUUAAUAACUGUAUUUACUGUUUUACGAUCAAGAUCAAAUUAUUUGUCUCGAGAAAGGUAUUGAAAAUAAAUGGGAACUUUAUAUUAAAAACAUAAAUUCCUCCCUAGUUUCUUGUAAAAACAGAAAUAAUAUUUGCAGUCGAAUAAAAAUAACUAGAUAUUCCAUCCAGCAUGUUAACAUAUUUUGUAUUUUGUUACUGUUUGUUAAAUAGAUAUAGUUACCUGAUCCGUCCACAGAAUUUGGAAAGCCAUGUAUUAAUGUAUGAAACCAAUUUGGUGAUAUAAAGAUCUGUGAUAUUAUAAAUGAUGUUUAUUCAGACUAUUAUUUUCUUGUAUACUAUUUUCAUACAAUAAAAUGUUACAAUUCUUA
Messenger RNA from Mytilus californianus (California mussel), 5984 nucleotides. Its product is annotated as kinesin-like protein KIF28P. Bases 152 to 3730 code for a protein of 1192 amino acids. Gene Ontology annotation, biological process: microtubule-based movement; cytoskeleton-dependent intracellular transport. Gene Ontology annotation, molecular function: microtubule binding; ATP binding; ATP hydrolysis activity. The transcript is spliced from 33 exons. Lineage: Eukaryota; Metazoa; Mollusca; Bivalvia; Mytilida; Mytilidae. The record is from RefSeq and is a predicted model, not a curated record. Gene Ontology annotation, cellular component: kinesin complex; microtubule.